AUGCUGAAUGAUCUUAUGGAGGCUCAAUGCUCAGACGCCCCAGGACCUGGGAUCUGCAGAGCAGAGCCAGGAGACCAGCAGCAACCUAUCUCUCAGGCAAGGUGCUGGUGCUCCCUGCGACGUGGCUGCGUGGUGCUGGCGGCCCUGACGUUGUUGGCAGGAGCAGGUGUCGGCUCAUGGCUUCUAGUACUGUAUCUGUGGCCAGCUGCCUCCCCGUCCGCUUCCACCUUGCAGGAUGAGGAGAUGACUUUGAGCUGCUCAGGUAUCAGCAGUGAGGAAGCUCUGCUCCCUGUGAUUCCCAAAACAGUAUCUUUCAGAAUAAACAGUGAGAACUCCCUACUGGAAGUACAAGUGAGGGCCUGGCCAGGCUGGUUCCUAGUCUGCUAUGAGGGCUGGAACCCCAGCCUGGGGCAGCAGGUCUGCCGGAGCCUUGGGCAUCUCAGACUCAUUCACCACAAGGGAGUGAACCUGUCUGACAUAAAGCUCAAUAGCUCCCAGGAGUUUGCUCAGAUCUCUUCUAGGCUGGUAGGCCUCCUGCACGAGGUGUGGCAGCCCAGAGACAACUGUACUUCUGGCCGAAUUGUUUCCCUCAAAUGCUCUGAAUGUGGGGCAAGGCCUCUGGCUUCCCGGAUAGUCGGUGGGCAGGCUGUAGCUCCCGGACGCUGGCCAUGGCAGGCCAGUGUGACCCUCGGUUCCCGGCACACAUGCGGGGGGUCUGUGCUGGCACCCCACUGGGUGGUGACUGCUGCACACUGCAUACACAGUUUCAGGCUGUCCUAUCUGUCCAGCUGGCGGGUCUAUGCAGGGGUGGUCAGCCACAGUGUUGUCAGGCCACACCAGGGGGCUGUGGUGGAGAAGGUCAUCUCCCACCCCUUGUAUAGCGCCCAGAGUCAUGACUAUGAUGUUGCCCUCCUACGGCUCCGGACACCACUCAGUUUCUCAGACACUGUGGGUGCUGUGUGCUUGCCAGCUGAGGAACAGCAUUUUCCAAGGGGGUCCCAGUGCUGGGUGUCUGGAUGGGGCCACACCGACCCCAGCCAUUCCCAUGGCUCGGACACGCUACAGGACACCAUGGUGCCACUGCUCAGCACUCAGCUCUGCAACAGUUCCUGCAUGUACAGCGGAGCCCUCACCCCCCGUAUGCUGUGUGCUGGCUACCUGGAUGGGAGGGCUGAUGCUUGCCAGGGAGACAGCGGAGGGCCUCUGGUAUGCCCAGCUGGGGACACAUGGCACCUGGUGGGGGUGGUCAGCUGGGGUCGUGGCUGUGCAGAGCCCAAUCACCCAGGUGUCUAUGCCAAGGUAGCUGAGUUCCUGGAUUGGAUCCAUGACACUGUGCAGGUCUACUAACAGCAGGAGAGGCAGCAACCUCCACCCAUACAGAAGGCUUGAAUUUCUU
Molecule: messenger RNA, 1396 nt
Organism: Dipodomys ordii (Ord's kangaroo rat)
Lineage: Eukaryota; Metazoa; Chordata; Mammalia; Rodentia; Heteromyidae
Gene: Tmprss5
Product: transmembrane protease, serine 5
Exons: 12
Coding region: 1-1347 (448 amino acids)
Biological process (GO): proteolysis
Cellular component (GO): plasma membrane
Molecular function (GO): serine-type endopeptidase activity
Source: RefSeq, a predicted model, not a curated record